AUGGGAGCACUCUUUGAUCCUUCUUUUUUAGAAUAUUUACUUAGGAUUGGAAAUGGAACAGAAAAUAAGCGUUCAUGCAGUAUGAUUAAGCUUUGCAUAAAAAAUGAGCAUGCCGAUGACAUCAAUAAUAAUCUCAUAGAACAUUUCCUAGGUGAUGUUAUUGUUUAUUACAGCUUCGAUGAAAUAUUAGAUAAGACAAGAAAGUGCAUGCAAGAAGCUUUUUUGAAUUCUUUAACCUCAAAUGGUAUACCACCACAUGAAUUAGUGUUGAAGAUUAGCUGUCCUGUAAUAUUACUCCGAAAUAUUAAUCCAGCAAAAGGAUUGUGUAAUGGAACAAGAUUAAUAUGCAAAGACUUAGAACGGAAUGUCAUUCAUGCAGAAAUUGCUACUGGAGAAUAUAAUGGCAAUAAAGGACAAACUUUAGACUAUGUUGGAAUAUAUCUUCCACAACCAGUAUUUUCACACGAAUAG
Messenger RNA from Olea europaea var. sylvestris, 471 nucleotides. RefSeq lists its product as uncharacterized. Bases 1 to 471 code for a protein of 156 amino acids. The transcript has 3 exons. The record is from RefSeq and is a predicted model, not a curated record. Lineage: Eukaryota; Viridiplantae; Streptophyta; Magnoliopsida; Lamiales; Oleaceae.